Anopheles maculipalpis is the source of this 2450-nucleotide messenger RNA. RefSeq names its product protein Skeletor, isoforms B/C-like. The coding region runs from base 1 to 2412 and encodes 803 amino acids. The transcript is spliced from 11 exons. The record is from RefSeq and is a predicted model, not a curated record. NCBI's taxonomy places the organism in Eukaryota, Metazoa, Arthropoda, Insecta, Diptera, Culicidae.
AUGGCCGCCAUUUUGGUACGCGAAAAACCGCGACGCAACCGUGAUGAUGGUGAUCCUGCAGCAAACGUAAGUGAGAGCAGUGUGCAGCACAAAAGGACUCCCAGACUGUCCUCGGUGAGCUUGGAGUCGGUGGAGGAGAUGGAGAAUGGAGAACGGGAGGGGGAAGAGCAGGCUCGCUGUUAUUUGCCGGAUCAUCGAAAGGGGAUGAUGACCAACAGGCAUUGGCCAUGGUCAGGGUCGUGUGCCAGGGAUACGUCGCUUCUCGUAGGACUAGUGUUGGUGCUGCUACACACCGUCGAAGUUGACUGUCGUGCGCCGAAGGAACCCUAUUACGGACGUGAAAUAGGACAACUGACCAACUUCGGACAUGGCAUCAAGGGACAUGUGUUUGCCGUCGAUGAAUCGACACUGUUUGUCAAAGGAUUCGCCUACGAUGGUAACGCACCGGAUGCGUUCUUCUGGGUUGGCAAUUCGCCCCGGCCCAGUCCGGAAGGAUACAUCAUACCAUACCCGGAGGAGUACAGUGGGCGAGAACCACCAGUACUGCAGCAGCAUAACAACACAGACAUUAUCCUGAAGCUGCCGAUGGGAAAGCGGAUUCGUGACAUACGAUGGCUUUCGGUUUGGUGUCGCAGAUUUACGGUCGAUUUUGGAGAAAUCUUCAUCCCACCCGGACUGGACGUCCCGAAACCACGCGUUCUGCCCGAGUUCAAGCGUCUAGCGCACGGGCUUCGUUCCAGCAACAUCAGCAUCCUGGACGCGAAAACGUUCUACAUUCCUAACCUUCACUACGACGGUGCCGGUCCGGAUGCGUACUUUUGGGUCGGAAAUGGUUCCGAGCCAAACAUCAUGGGCACGAAGGUACCGAACGAGAUCGGAUCGCUGGAACCGCUGCGUGGCUAUCAGGGCGAGGACAUCGAAAUUCAGCUGCCGGGCAACCUGACCGUGUACGAUAUCGAUUGGUUGGCAGUGUGGUGCGUUGAGUAUCGGCACAACUUUGGACACGUUUACAUCCCGAAGGAUUUGGACGUGCCGCCGGCACUCGGACAGACAAAGAUAGCGCCGCCAUGGUGGUACAAGCCGACGACCACAACCACAUCUACGGUAAUAACGCAAGCCACAAGCAAACCGGCCAACGUCAACUGCAAGGAACUGCUGCGCGGCAAACUAAACGUCAUGUGGGAGGUGAUGGACGAUUACAUCAUUAUCGAGCUGGUAGGCCGCAUCGAGGAGGAACAGUACAUGGCGUUCGGCAUAUCCGGCAGCCAUGGACAUCCGCAGAUGAUUGGUGCCGAUGUUGUGGUCGCUUUCUACGAUCGUCGCCAGCGUCGGUUCCGUGCCGAGGAUUACUACAUGUCCUCGCUGUCUCAGUGCGAUGGCAAGCUCGGCGUGUGUCCGGAUGAGCGUAUCGGUGGUAAAAACGAUGUUGAGAUACUAUCCGGUGAUCGCAGUCAUGGUGUAACGCGGAUCAAAUACCGUCGACUGCUCCAGACGAACGAAGCCGUCAAUGAUCGUGCCUAUCCGUUGGAUCGUCAAAUAUCGGUAAUUGCCGCGAUCGGACCGCUGAAUUCGCGCGAUGAAGCCAACGCCCAUUCGCAUACGGGCACGGAAGUGACGGUGGAUGAUAUACAGAUUGAUUUUGCCUCCAAAAACGAUCACACCUGUACAGACGCGCUCGAUAGUUUCCGGUAUGAGGAUGGGCCACAACCGUGGCCAGCACUUACCAUACUAGGCGAGAAGACAAUCACGGCCCGCAUCGGUCCGACGGGUGGUAAGCGCGGCUACACCCCCAUCACCGGCCAUCCGUCGUGGGGCAUUGCCUGGUACAUGAAUGAUUUGCUGAUUCCGGAAAUUUACGUCGAACGAGGACAGACGUACACGUUCAUUGUCGAGGGCGGUGACGAUACGGCGCAACCGGCCAAAUACCAUCCACUGUACAUCACCAGCUCGAGCGAGGGAGGAUACGGUCAGCUUAGCGAUGCCCAGAAGCGGCGAGAAACGGUGUACGCCGGCGUAGAAUAUGAUUCGCAGGGAAACGCCUAUCCAACUGCGGCUGGUCGGUACUGCGAAUGGAAGCAUAAAACUAUUGACCGUUCGGCGGACAUUGCUACGUUUGAGGAGUAUAAGAAAACGCUUCACCUGUCCUGUGACGAUCCGACCGGGCAACCCGCCUACCUUAACUGGACGGUUAUCGACGAAACGCCGGAUCUGGUGUACUAUCAGUGCUUUACGCAUCGCAAUCUCGGCUGGAAAAUACACGUCGUCAAUCCGGGAGAAACUAGUAAGAUCAGCGGAUCGCAUGGUUUGUAUGGGGGUCCGGAGUCCGGGUCCACCUUACUGUACGCGCUGCUCCUGCUAACGCUCACGCCCUGGUGGCUCGCACAGAUGCAGCUGCUGCCCCGUGGUUUUUGAUAGUUCAGUGCCAAUUGUACGCACCGAACGCACCUCUG